This is a messenger RNA of Amaranthus tricolor (Joseph's coat), 1120 nucleotides long. RefSeq names its product kunitz trypsin inhibitor 5-like. The transcript has a single exon. Gene Ontology annotation, molecular function: endopeptidase inhibitor activity. NCBI's taxonomy places the organism in Eukaryota, Viridiplantae, Streptophyta, Magnoliopsida, Caryophyllales, Amaranthaceae. The record is from RefSeq and is a predicted model, not a curated record. Bases 74 to 691 code for a protein of 205 amino acids.
UAUAUUCCCUUUAUUUUUGCCUCAUCGAUCUCUUAAGUCUUAAAAAGUUAACCCAUAUAAAAAGUCAACGACAAUGACUCGUUGCACCCACCUCUCAGCAAUAACCAUCCUCCUCCUCUUCCUCUCUUCUCUUACCAAAAUAAACGCAAAAUCAACCUCUAUCCUUGACAUCAAUGGCCACCCUCUCGAAAAGAAAUCCAAAUACUUUAUGAUCCCAUUAAUUAGAGGCCAUGGCGGAGGCCUAACAAUGCUCCCUAUGAACAAAACAUGUCCACUUUACGUAGCUCAAGAAACCCACGAAAUCUCCUUUGGUUUACCUCUUAAAUUCUACCCAAAAGACCCAAAAAGAAACAAAAUCCCAGUUGAUAUGGACACCAACAUUGUGUUUGAUGCAUCAAGCAUUUGUGUUAAACAUAGUGGAUGGAUGUUGACUUUCGAUGAGGCAACUGGAAACCGUUAUGUGGGAAUUGGAGGAAGCAUUGGAAAUCCAGGAAUGGAAACUUUGAGUAAUUGGUUUGUGAUAUCAAAGGCUGAGAAUGGAAUGUAUGAUUAUAAGAUUUCGUUUUGCCCUGCUAUUUGUCCAGCUUGUACUAUUAUGUGUGGAGAUGUUGGUGUGUUUAUUGGGGAGGAUGGUACUAGGUUUUUGGGUCUUAAUGAUCGUCCUCUUGUGGUUAUGUUCAAGAAAGCAUAGAUGUUAAUUAAUUAUCUUAAAGGGAUAUCUUCGUCGGGUCUGCCUUAGGUUAUUAUAUCGGUUAUUUGAUAAGAUUUCUUUUAAUAAUGUUUAAUGGUGUAUUAGUUAUGAGUUGGUUCAACACACGUUUUAAGCUGAGUAGUAUAUAUAGCUCAUUGUAUGUAUAGUAUUUAAAUUCGCCCCUUAUCAUUACUGUCACGCACUCUUAUGAAAUAUUUUCAAAAUAUACAGAUCGUAGUUUAUAGAGACUAACAUAAGAUAUAACAAUCCCUUCAUUAGGUGCACAUUAACUUUGUCAGCUAGUCUCUUGAGAGAGACAUAUCUUAAGUCCAUUCCAUCAAAGAUUAAUGCGUAUUUGCCGUAUCUUUAAUGCCUACUUACAUUAUUCUUAAUGCUUAUUUACCGUAUCAUUAAUGUCUAUUUUUUAUA